Molecule: messenger RNA, 819 nt
Organism: Diaporthe amygdali
Lineage: Eukaryota; Fungi; Ascomycota; Sordariomycetes; Diaporthales; Diaporthaceae
Product: rhomboid protein 2
Exons: 3
Coding region: 1-819 (272 amino acids)
Cellular component (GO): membrane
Molecular function (GO): serine-type endopeptidase activity
Source: RefSeq, a predicted model, not a curated record
AUGUCGACACCAACACUUCAGUCAUUCAGCGCCGGACGCGCAAAAUCAUACGUAUACAAGCUACCUCUCUUCACGAGGCUUGUCGUGUUCAUCAUCGUGGCCACGUGGGUCGGGGGUGUGGUGCUGGGGUCGAGAUGGGACAUCCAGGCGUGGGGGGCGCUGGUGCCGGAUGAAGUCAGCUUGACCAGCUUAUACCGGACUAACACCUACCCCCUGAUACACCUCAACUUCCUGCACAUGAUCAUGAACGUCUUCGCUUUAACACCUCUUCUGGAGCGAUUUGAGAGCGAAUAUGGGACACUGACAAGCUUGGCGCUGUUCUUUGGACCCUUCUCAACCCUCCCAGCGGCUCUCUACAUCCUCGUCGAAAAGGCCAUCCUCCACUCGAACAACGCCGUCAUGGGCGCGAGCGUGUGGUUCUUCCUGCUGCUGGGCGCGGAGGCAAUGCGAACAUACCGGACGAACCCGCACUUCACGAUCGCGACAUACAACAUCCCGACGUGGACGACGCCGCUGGUACUGGUGGUGAUAAUCGCGGCGCUGGUGCCGAGCACGAGCCUGCUAGGCCACGUGGCCGGGCUCGCCGUCGGCUACGUGUGCGGACUGGGCUACCUCAAGUUCCUGUCGCCGCCGGAGAAGGCGCUGCGGUGGAUCGAGGCACGGCUCAAGCUGUUGCAGAGGCUGCCACGCUAUGUGAGCGUGGACCAGAAGACGUACGGACGCUUCGGGGUGCUACCGAGCGCAGGUUCUAGUAAUGGGGCUUCGCAGGGCGUGCCGUUGGGCGUUGUUGGUGGUGGUGGGCAGAGGUUGGGUCCUUAG